Leptinotarsa decemlineata (Colorado potato beetle) is the source of this 1346-nucleotide messenger RNA. RefSeq names its product adenosine deaminase-like protein. The record is from RefSeq and is a predicted model, not a curated record. Lineage: Eukaryota; Metazoa; Arthropoda; Insecta; Coleoptera; Chrysomelidae. Gene Ontology annotation, molecular function: ligand-gated sodium channel activity; adenosine deaminase activity. Gene Ontology annotation, cellular component: plasma membrane. Gene Ontology annotation, biological process: sodium ion transmembrane transport; adenosine catabolic process; inosine biosynthetic process.
GUUUUACCGAUGGAAAACGUUUACAUUUGUUUGUAAACAAAUAUAUCCUAAUAUUUUAAAAUGAAAAAAAACAAAAACUACUUUCAAGUCGUAAAUUCUCAGUGAGAUAAUUGAUGAAAGUUGUUUCACGUAGUUUUUUUGAGACAAAUAAUGGCUGAAAGUGAAUAUUUCAAACAGCUACCAAAAGUUGAAUUACACGCCCACUUGAAUGGGUCUUUAACGGGAAAGACACUCGAAAAACUGGGGUGUUCAGAAAGUGCCAUUGCCGAGUAUGAAAAACUCACAAGAACAGCGCCAACAUCUAGGAGUCUACAAGAAUGCUUUGGUCUUUUCAGCCAAGCGUAUAAUGUGAUAAAAUCUCCUGAAUCAGUAUAUGUAGCAACUAGAAAUGUUAUUGAAGAUUUUGCUAAGGAUAAUGUAAUUUAUUUAGAGUUACGUACUACACCUAGAGCUAAUGUUGGCAUGACAAAGGAAGAUUACAUUGAAGCAGUUGUUAAAGCAAUAGUUAAUCAUGAAUACAGGAAUAAAAUAUUGGUGAAGUUAAUUCUGUCGCUAGAUAGGAGGCAUUCUAAAGAAGAAUCAGAAAAAGCUUUAGAGCUCAUUCUACGAAUGAGGGAAAAAUAUCCUUCUGUCAUAAAGGGCAUAGAUUUGUGCGGAAAUCCCGAAGAAGGUGACUUUCAUGAAACUAUAUUCGAGAAAGCAAAACAAUUUCUAGGUAUUACAAUACAUUGUGCUGAGGUGAAAAAUGAUUCAGAAGUUGAGAGAAUUCUGAUGUUCGGACCUAACCGAAUUGGGCACGGAACAUACCUACAUCCUGAACAUGGUGGAUCUCAGAAGAACUGGGAACUCUAUUUGGAGAAGAAAAUCCCAUUAGAAUGUUGCUUGACAUCAAAUAUAAUAUGUGGAACAACAAAAAGUUAUCAAGACCAUCAUGUUAGGCAUUGGUUGGAUCUUAAGCUGCCAUUUUCAAUUUGUACUGAUGACAAAGGUGUGUUCGGAACUACUCUCACCAAAGAAUAUACGCUUGUUCAACGGCAUUUUGAUAAAAUACCAGAAAAUCUUUGGAAAAUGACGUAUGAUUCAAUCUCUCAUUCUUUUGCUUCUGAAAGAGAGAAGCAAGACUUGCAGGAUCAGUUGAUCAGGUGGUUCAAUGUCUGUCAUCCAAAAAUUGUAUCUACUAUACAGAAUGCUUACAACAAUUAUACUCCAGCAGAUUUGGACAUUCUUCUUGAAGAACAUCAACGUGAUGUGUACAUAAAUGAUAUUUAAGUUUGACCUUUUCUCAAGUUAUUUUUUGUAAGUAAAGGAUAUUUUAUGUUACAGAAAAUAUAAACAUAUCUAAAAAA